AGUGUUGAGCGGAGAGCUUGGUCUCGCGGGCGGGUGACGUAAUUCGGUUGGAGGCGGGAUUGCAGGCGGUGGGCGGGAGGCUGCCAACGGUUUUGAGAGCUAGUAUCGCGCUAGGAAGGGGUGGCCUUUGGUCUUUCUCUGUGGAGGUUAUGGGCUUUGGGGGACAGUCCUCCUCAUCUUGGCAAACCAGGGCCGACAUGCUCAGAGUAGUCGGGACCAGGAGGUCGCGGUAGAGAACCCCAGGCGGCUGGUUGCCGCAUGUGUGUGUUUGUGUGUCUGUGUGUGUGCGCGCGCGCCCCUUUUAUAGAGAUUUCUUAGGGUGGGAUAGGGAGGAAUCUACGGACCUCUACUGUGGCUUUCUUAUCAGAAGGGAUUGGGGGAAAAUCGAGGGAGUCGACUCCGGGUGGGACAGGUGAAGUAGGGGCGGAAGGGGGGUGUCGUGACAUUAAAGUCUUGCGUCUUCCUUCACUAAAACAAAUUGAGGGACAGACAUUGGGCUAGUUUUGUUUUGAAGUCUGUUUCAGUUUGCACAUUUUGAGUGUGAAAAAAAAAAGUAACCGUGGUUAACCCGUGCCGAAACUGAUUUGCAAUUUCCAGGACCCAGUUAGGGACUGUAGCAGUUCUGUCGCCCUGCAUGUAGGUCUUCUGCCCAUUCCCUUGACUUUCUGUCUUGCACAUCCGCUUUUUGCCGUUCCCAGGAGUUGGGAGAAGGAGUGUAUUCUCCCUUUCCAUGGCCUCUGGAGUCAGUGGACACUCCUCUAACAAGAAAGCCCUGAUACCCUCCUUUGUUGAGGACCCAAAGUGUCUUCCUUCCAAAUCUUCCUUCUUGGUAAACUUAUCCAAAAGUUUGGACCUUCUCAAAACUGAGCCAGGAGUUCCCAGUUCCCCGCUGUUCCAGUUGUCUCUUCACUGCACAUGGCUACAGCAGCCCCCAGUCCCAGUUCUCCUCUUCGAUCAGAGGACCUCCUGAGUGAUUCCUCAGAGCCUCCCGGGUUGAACCAGGUGUCCUCGGAAGUGACCUCCCGGCUCUACACUUCUUUGCAUCUCAGCCGGCAAGCUGAGGCCACAGCCCGAGCCCAGAUGUAUCUAGCUUCCAGCUCCUCACCUCCUAACGAGGGCUUAGACAGCUUGGCUCAAGAACUGAGUCGAAGCUUGUCAGUCGGAUUGGAAAACAACUUGAAGAAAAAGGAUGGGUCUGAGCACAUCUUUGAGAUGGAAAGUGUUCGGGGUCAGCUCCAGACUAUGCUCCAGACCUCACGUGAUGCUGCCUAUCGGGAUCCCCUCAUUCCAGGAACUGGUUCAGAGAGACGAGAAGAGGACUCCUUUGACAGUGACAGCACAGCUACCUUGCUCAACACCCGGCCUCUGCAAGACCUGUCUCCAUCCAGCUCAGCCCAGGCACUGGAAGAGUUGUUUCCCCGCUAUACCAGCCUUCGGCCAGGGCCCCCCACAAACCCCCCAGAUUUUCAGGGGCUGAGGGAUGCACUUGACUCAGAGCUUACACGCAGAAAGCAUUGUGAGCGCCACAUUCAGAGCCUACAGACUCGAGUGCUUGAGUUGCAACAACAGCUAGCUGUGGCUGUGGCUGCUGACCACAAGAAAGAUCUCAUGAUUGAACAACUAGACAAGACUUUGGCUCGAGUGGUGGAGGGCUGGAAUCGCCAUGAGGCUGAGCGGACAGAGGUGCUGCGGGGACUUCAAGAGGAGCGCCAGGCAGCAGAACUCACCAGAAGCAAGCAGCAAGAAACAGUAACUCGCCUGGAACAAAGCCUUUCUGAGGCCAUGGAAGCCCUGAGUCGUGAGCAGGAGGGUGCCAGAUUGCAGCAGAGGGAAAGAGAGGCACUGGAAGAAGAAAGGCAAGCCCUGACUCUGAGGUUGGAGGUGGAGCAGCAGCAGUGCCAGACCCUCCAGGAAGAGCGGGAUGAGGCUAGGGCUGGGCAGCUCAGUGAGCGCCGGAAGCUGGAGGCCCUUCAAGUUGCUCUACAAGAGGAAAGGCAGGCCUGGAUCAAGCAGGAACACCAGCUGAAGGAACGCCUUCAGGCACUGCAGGAGGAAGGCCAGGUUCAGCUGGAAAGAGAGAAGGGGAACAGCCAGAGGGAGGCCCAGGCAGCCCGGGAGGCCCAGCAGCAGUUUGCACUGCUGCAGUCUGAGGUGCGGCGGCUGGAAGGGGAUCUGGACACAGUCCGGAGAGAGAGAGAUGCACUGCAGCUGGAGAUGAGCUUGGUCCAGGCCAGAUAUGAGAGCCAGCGGAUCCAGAUGGAGUCAGAGCUGGCUGUACAGCUGGAGCAGCGGGUGACUGAGCGGCUGGCAGAGGCUCAAGAGAACAGCCUGCGGCAGGCCGCCUCCCUCAGGGACCAUCACAGGAAGCAGCUACAGGAACUCAGUGGACAGCACCAACAGGAACUGGCUGCCCAGCUGGCUCAGUUCAAGGUAGAAAUGGCUGAACGAGAGGAGCGCCAGCAGCAGGUGGCUCAGGACUAUGAGCUCAGACUGGCAAGGGAGCAGGCUCGAGUGCGUGACCUGAAGAGUGGCAACCAGCAGCUGGAGGAGCAGCGGGUGGAGCUGGUAGAGCGACUCCAAGCCAUGCUGCAGGCCCACUGGGAUGAGGCCAACCAGCUGCUCAGUACCACGCUUCUGCCUCCCAACCCUCAGGCUCCUCUUGCUGAACGCUCCAGCCCUGGGCCUCUGGAGCCAGAGAAGGAGGAGAGAAGGGUCUGGGCCAUGCCUCCUAUGGCCGCCGUGGCCCUGAAACCUGUGUUGCAGCAAAGCCGAGAAGUGAGGGGUGACCUGCCUGGAGCUCAGUCUGUUUUCUGUAGCACCUCCCCAGAUCUGAGCCUCCUGCUAGGACCCUCUUUCCAGAACCAGAACUCCUUUCAGCCCUUGGAACCCAAGCCUGAUGUGGCUCCACCCACAGCUGCACCCUUCUCUGCAUUGGAGGCUUUCGCUGCUGACCAUAGAGCAGAACGCCCAUUUCCUGAGGAAGACCCUGGAUCUGAUGGUGAUGGGCCCCUAAAAGCAGUGCUGCCACCUGCUUCUCAGCUUGAAGGCCUCAAGAAUUUUUUGCAGCAGCUGCUGGAGACUGCACCUCAGAGCAAUGAAAACACUUCUGCUGACCUGUUGCCCCCUAAGUCUGGCUCUCGGGCUGUCUCAUCUUGGGAGGAAGCCCCUCAAGUGCCUCGACUUCCACCUCCUGUCCACAAGACUAAAGUUCCCUUAGCCAUGGCGUCUAGUCUUUUCAGGGUCCACGAGCUUCCCUCAUCCAAUCUGCAAGGCAGUGGUCUCAGCACUGGCUCCCCAGAGAGAGGUACAGAUGGGCUCAGCCCCCCAAGGCAGCUGAUGGAAGUGUCUGAGCUGUUACGCCUGUACCAGGCUCGGGGUUGGGGUGCUCUGCCUGCUGAGGACCUGCUACUGUAUCUGAAGAGGCUAGAACAUGGCGGGACUGAUGGCCAAGGGGAACUUGUCCCCAGAAGAAACACAGACUCCCGUUUGGGUGAGAUCACUCGGAAAGAGAUCCCCUCCCAGGCUAUCCCUCGACGCCUUGCUUCAGCCCCUAAGACUGAAAAGCCUGCACGGAAGAAGAGUGGGCAUCCUGGCCCUGGCAUGAGGAGUCGGGGAGGCAUCUGGAGAUGAGGCCCACCCUUCUGUCUUCCACCAUUCAUUUUAAUUAGUGCCCUGGAGUCUGUGUCAGAGGAAUAUGAAAAAUGGAGAUUUUGUAUGAAGCUACUUUGUGAAGAAACCUUUAAAAAUACUAUUUCAGUAUUUUAGAAUAUAUUUGUUUUCUAUGAGAAAGCACACGGCGUCUUAGAGGCUGGCAUGUGACUAGGUGUCUGAGUGGCCCGGAGUGCAGUAUCUGCUUGCAGUGCUUAGCUGCUCCAUAGUAGAAUUAUGAGUGACUCUCUUCUUUUUGUGUAAUUUGCAUUUUGUAUAUUUUCUGAAAUAAGUAUGUAUUACUUUAGUGAUCAAAAACUCCCAGACUUUUAAUAAAAGAGUAAAUUAUUGCAU
Arvicanthis niloticus (Nile rat) is the source of this 4002-nucleotide messenger RNA. It is a transcript of the gene Cntrob, whose product is annotated as centrobin, centriole duplication and spindle assembly protein. NCBI's taxonomy places the organism in Eukaryota, Metazoa, Chordata, Mammalia, Rodentia, Muridae. Gene Ontology annotation, cellular component: centrosome; centriole. Gene Ontology annotation, biological process: mitotic cytokinetic process; centrosome separation; centriole replication. The record is from RefSeq and is a predicted model, not a curated record.